Messenger RNA from Eruca vesicaria subsp. sativa (arugula), 361 nucleotides. NCBI's taxonomy places the organism in Eukaryota, Viridiplantae, Streptophyta, Magnoliopsida, Brassicales, Brassicaceae. The record is from the annotation of a GenBank genome assembly.
AUGGUAGCUGAUAGCAAAUCCGACCUUUCAUUGCCCAAAACCUUCGCCUGCAGUGCCUUCGCUGCCUGCGUCGGCGAGGUAUGUACGAUUCCGUUGGACACUGCUAAAGUUAGGCUUCAACUCCAAAAGUCUGCCAUAGCUGGAGAUGUUACUCUGCCUAAAUAUCGAGGACUGUUGGGAACUGUUGGUACCAUAGCAAGAGAAGAAGGGCUCCGUUCAUUAUGGAAAGGUGUUGUACCUGGACUGCAUCGUCAAUGCCUCUUUGGAGGUCUAAGGAUCGGAAUGUAUGAGCCGGUUAAAAACUUGUACGUUGGGAAAGACCAUGUAGGUGAUGUUCCUUUGAGCAAGAAAAUCCUUGCUG